Molecule: messenger RNA, 546 nt
Organism: Pneumocystis jirovecii RU7
Lineage: Eukaryota; Fungi; Ascomycota; Pneumocystomycetes; Pneumocystales; Pneumocystaceae
Exons: 7
Coding region: 1-546 (181 amino acids)
Biological process (GO): mitochondrial respiratory chain complex I assembly; response to oxidative stress
Cellular component (GO): membrane
Source: RefSeq, a predicted model, not a curated record
AUGCACGCAGAACACUGCUUUUUAGCUCUCCUUGUGCCCCCAGUAUCUACACAAAUUAGUCAAUUGUUACCACUGUCUCGAUCACAUUUGAACUACAAAUAUAAAUAUACGUCUAAAAAUAUAAAAAUGUCUUCUAUUACAAGAACUCUUAAAAACUUAAAGAAAAUUGGUUUAUCAGCGUUUGGACAUCAGAUGCAAACAAUAGGCGAUACAAAGUAUGGAAAAGUUGUAGGAGUUGAUAGCUAUGGAAAUACGUAUUAUGAAAAUAUGGAAGAAGCACCAAACCGUACAAGAUGGGUAGACUAUAAGUCAUCACAGUAUGAUGCUUCACAGGUUGAGCCUGAGUGGCAUGCAUGGAUGAGACAUAUGGUUGAUGAAGUUCCCUCUAAGAAAACGAGAUCAGAUGGUUCCUCAGAAAAUAUAGAUGCUCCUUCAUGGAAGAAGCCAUUUCAGCCGAAUCUGACAUUUUCUCGAGGGGCAUAUAAACCUUAUAAUACUGUUUCUCCAUCUUAUAGUGCAUGGGUAUCAAAUACAAAACGUAAAUAA